CUCUCUCCCUUACUCAAUCUUUCUCACUCUAUCACUCUUUUUGUCCUUUCUUCGAUUCUCUCUGUAAACCCUAGAAAUAUCAUCAACCUCGUUCUGAUCGGAGAUCGGAGAAGAGUAGGAAUUCCGUUUCAAUCAUUGGCUGUUAACACAAUUACUUCAGUAACUGAAAUUAUAGGCAAUAGCGAAAAUGAGUUCGACGAUGGAAUCACUUUCGCUAUUAAACCCUAGCUGUAACACCGGUUCUUGGCUCUCUUUGAAGAAAGCGGCUCCAAUGGCUUUGCGUUCCUCGCCGUCUUCUUUGUGUUUCGAUCCACUUGGAAGAGCUCACAGUUGCCGACUGUUUGCUGCACCAACCAGAGGACUAGCCUCUGCUUCAAUUUCACUACAUCGAAAAGGUUCCUCGACUCGACAGCUGGUUGUCUUUGCCGCUUCGCACGAGGAUUCUAAGCAUUCGGAAAUUGAAGUGGAGAACGAAAAGGAUAAUAUAAAACUGGGAGCUGACGAAUCUCAGGAAGCUUGGAGAGAGGCAUUAGCUUCCUUUAAAGAACAAGCUUUAAAGAUUCAGAGUGUAUCUCAGGAAGCAUACGAGGUAUACUCUAAGAAAGCGUUGGUUAUUCUGAAAGAAACAUCAGAACAGUUGAAGAUACAAGCUGAUAAAGCAAAGGAUGAUUUGAGUGAGAUCGUAAAAGAAAUUAGUGAAGAUGGCAAAGACUAUCUUUCAACAGCUGCAGAACAAUCUCCUGAAGUUAAGGAAAUUGUGGAAACGUUCACUUCAUCAACUGAUGAUCUGAGUGACAUUUCGAAAAUCCACGACUUCCGAGUUGGGAUACCGUAUGGUUUAGUUCUUUCUAUUGGUGGCUUUCUCGGCUUCAUGGUAACGGGAAGUACAGCCGCCAUUAGGUUUGGUGUUAUUCUCGGUGGUUCUCUUCUGGCUUUAAGCGUAAUUAGUUUAAGAUCACAUAACAAAGGAAAACAAUCUUCUUUAGCUCUUAAAGGGCAACUGGUUAUUGCAAGUAUACUUUUCCUGAGGGAGGUACGCUUGCUAGCACAGAGACCAUCAAUUAUCAGUGUUUUAACGGCAUUUAUCAGCGGAGCAGUGGGGGCAUUCUAUGUAUAUAGGAUUUCACAAGAUGGAAAACAGGAACGAGGGUCAGACUUGGGAAAGAAGGCCGAGAGUUAGUUCCACGGCAUGGUAGGAAUAGGGUUGGAGAGUUCUAUUACAAUACCUUAGAUAAGAGUUCGGAUUUGAGAAGGUAAUGUUUGAUUCGAUCGAUAAUGAGCUCGUUAGAGGAUUUUGUUUUUUGUAGUAUUAUUUGUGUUGUUGUUAUGGCGAAAGCAAUAAUAUAGAGAUGCAAGAACUCAUGGUUUAGUAUUUUUUUCGGUGUAUGGCCCGGAAUUAAAAGAAAGUGGAAGAAGAUCACAACGCCGAAAAAUAAAAAUGAUAAUCUCAGUGUUAAAAACAUUUUGAGAUCGAAGUCGAUAAAAAAGAAACUGGAAGGACAAAUUCCUCAUAUCGGAUUCAAUUAAUAUUUAUAAAAAUAUUUGAUGAAACAAAUUUGAUUUUUAAAAA
Molecule: messenger RNA, 1570 nt
Organism: Cannabis sativa
Lineage: Eukaryota; Viridiplantae; Streptophyta; Magnoliopsida; Rosales; Cannabaceae
Product: protein FATTY ACID EXPORT 3, chloroplastic
Exons: 8
Coding region: 188-1180 (330 amino acids)
Cellular component (GO): membrane
Source: RefSeq, a predicted model, not a curated record